Messenger RNA from Pneumocystis jirovecii RU7, 522 nucleotides. RefSeq names its product DNA replication protein PSF3. The record is from RefSeq and is a predicted model, not a curated record. Gene Ontology annotation, cellular component: GINS complex. Gene Ontology annotation, biological process: mitotic DNA replication initiation. The transcript has 7 exons. The coding region runs from base 1 to 522 and encodes 173 amino acids. NCBI's taxonomy places the organism in Eukaryota, Fungi, Ascomycota, Pneumocystomycetes, Pneumocystales, Pneumocystaceae.
AUGAGUAAUUACUAUGAUCUUGAAGAUAUUCUUUGUGAAAACACGAAACUACCAUGUAUUUUUCAACAUACAGCGCCAGGAUUAGGUUAUUUGGAAGGAAACCAUGAUAGUGAUAUAAACGAGGGAAGUUCAGUUGAUCUCCCUUUUUGGCUUGCAGAGAUGUUGGUUAUUAAUAAUUUUGUCGAUAUUGAAUUCCCUAAUGCAUUGUCACUACGUGUUAGAAAUGCUCUUAAAGCAUGUCCUCAAAACGUUGACUUAAGAACUUUUUCCACACACUAUUAUUUAUUUGCAGAAAAACUUUUGAAUUUAAUUAUGGAUAAAGAACUCGUAUACAUUUUGAUGGAGACUUUUAAAUCCCGUAUAUGCCUUAUAGCUGAUCAUGCUCAUAAUCCUCAUGGUGGAUCUGCAGAAGGAAUUGAAUUUCUUCGUCAUUUAGAUGAUACUGAAUAUAUGUUUUUUCGUAUUGGUCAUGAUAGUGCUAAAAGUAUGAGAAACUGGUUAGAAAAAUCAAAAAUUCAUUAA